Molecule: messenger RNA, 792 nt
Organism: Encephalitozoon romaleae SJ-2008
Lineage: Eukaryota; Fungi; Microsporidia; Unikaryonidae
Product: putative bis (5'-nucleosyl) tetraphosphatase
Exons: 1
Coding region: 1-792 (263 amino acids)
Source: RefSeq, a predicted model, not a curated record
AUGGAGGAAUCCAGUGUGAUCGGUAAGAUUGAGGAAGUGUUUGAAAUAGAAGACCCAUCUAUUCUUCCUGAACGUGUGAGGAGCGUGAUUGAUGAAAUCCUUGAGGGCGGGGUGUUUCCGACUUCUCACCCAUUCUAUGUGGACUUUAUAAACCUUGCCUUUGAUGUCCUUUACCCGGACAUACAACAACCUGCAGAGUUACUAAGAAGGUCAGGGUUUACUAGAGACGAGCUUGAGAAGACAGGGCUCAAGAGACUAGCUGAUAUGGCAUGUUCUAUGAGUCCAAAAGAUGCUGAGAGCCGCUCGGAGCUAGAUGAGGAUUCAAAACCAAAGAGGAGAAAGAAGGUUUCAUGGGGGGCCAAUCUAAUCCAGGUCAAAGAGAUAGAAAGAACGGUGAUGGAUCCUGAAAUAGACUAUCUUAUCUCGGAUUCUGGAAAUAAUAAAGUGCCGGAGAAAACACCGGAUGCCUUUGAAUGGAUUAUCCCAGAAAAGCUUGACCAUGAGUAUAGUGUGACAAAGUCUCCUGGGAGCCUAGAGCAGGAAAGAAGGGAAUCUGUCUCAAUAAGAAUGUGCAAUACAGAGGAACACAGGAAGUUUUCUCCCACACAAUGUAUGAAUGUAGGGGAGGAUAAUGAAACAAUAACAGUCCCUGUUAUAAGCUUUGUGAAAAGCAGAGUGCCCGACUUCGACUUUAAGAAGAUAGUUGAGGAUAGGUUUAAUAACAUGAUGCCCAUCAACGAAAUUCUGGAGGACUCAAGUGUUGUAAAUGCACUUCUUGGCAAAAAGGAAUAG